Molecule: messenger RNA, 635 nt
Organism: Cynara cardunculus var. scolymus (artichoke)
Lineage: Eukaryota; Viridiplantae; Streptophyta; Magnoliopsida; Asterales; Asteraceae
Product: small ubiquitin-related modifier 1-like
Exons: 3
Coding region: 90-401 (103 amino acids)
Biological process (GO): protein sumoylation
Cellular component (GO): nucleus
Molecular function (GO): ubiquitin-like protein ligase binding; protein tag activity
Source: RefSeq, a predicted model, not a curated record
CCCGGUUCCGAUCUCUACUGAACACACAAACCCUUUUACAGGCAACAAAUCGCUAAACUGCGCUUAAAACCCUAGAAUUUCUCAUAAUAAUGUCGGCCGCCGGAGGUGAAAGCGGAUUAGCUCAAGAAGAUGAGAAGAAGCCGAUGGAUCAAUCGGCGCAUAUCAAUCUCAAGGUCAAGGGUCAGGAUGGGAAUGAGGUGUUCUUCAGGAUCAAGCGCAGCACCCAGCUGAAGAAACUAAUGAAUGCAUACUGUGAUAGGCAGUCGGUGGAGAUGAAUUCUAUUGCUUUUCUGUUUGAUGGGAGGCGUCUUCGAGCCGAGCAAACUCCUGAUGAGCUUGAGAUGGAGGAAGGUGAUGAGAUUGAUGCAAUGUUGCACCAAACUGGAGGGGGUGGGAUGUAAGUGCUAGUACUGCUGCUGCUGUUGUUGUUGUUGGUAGGUUAUGGGUUAAGGUUUAUGCAUUAUGAAUAAGAGCUGAAAAGAUGUUACCAGAGUAGUAGUAGUAGUUAAUGUGUGAAUUAGAUAAGGUGUUACAUGAAAUUAUUUCUAGUGAAUCAAGUGUGCUUUUUAAGUUUCAAUUGGUUGUGCUCUCUCUCUACCUUUUGGCUAUAUGAAAUGCACUGCGAUUUAUGUUGG